AUGGAGACUAUCCACCAACCGAUUAUAAAGAUGGAGGAGGAUUAUACUCUAUGUUCGGAUUCUGACCCUGAAUCUGCUUAUUUAUCCACAUCUUGGGACUGGAAACAAAAUGCUGAGAACUAUUCUCUAAGUCAAACUCCGUCUCCACAGAGCUUGUCUCCUACAGCCUCCUUUGAGUCUCCAUUCUCUGGUUGUUCACGUCCACCAAGCCUGGAAGAGAUACCAUAUGGGGAAGACAUGGUGGCGUACAGGUUGUUGCAAUAUCCUACUGACUGCCAGCACAAUAUGGAAGAGGGCAACGUUGGUCACAACAACAAACGUGGGCAACAUAAUCCAAGAGCUUUCAUGAAUGUCCAACGCAGGAGAAAGGCCAGUGAGAGGGAGAAGAUGAGGAUGAGAGCCAUAGCUGAGGCCCUCCAUAACCUCCGGAGGAAUUUACCACCAGUCUACAGUCAAGGUAGACAACCUCUUACUAAGAUCCAGACAUUAAAAUGCACCAUUUCCUACAUUGAGGAACUCACCAACCUUCUUAACAACACAAAGGGAACAUAA
This is a messenger RNA of Bufo bufo (common toad), 552 nucleotides long. It is a transcript of the gene MSGN1, whose product is annotated as mesogenin 1. Gene Ontology annotation, molecular function: RNA polymerase II cis-regulatory region sequence-specific DNA binding; protein dimerization activity; DNA-binding transcription factor activity, RNA polymerase II-specific. The transcript has a single exon. The record is from RefSeq and is a predicted model, not a curated record. The coding region runs from base 1 to 552 and encodes 183 amino acids. Gene Ontology annotation, cellular component: nucleus. NCBI's taxonomy places the organism in Eukaryota, Metazoa, Chordata, Amphibia, Anura, Bufonidae. Gene Ontology annotation, biological process: regulation of transcription by RNA polymerase II; mesoderm formation.